AUGGAUACGGACUCAAGUGUUUCUCUGGGCGGAGAGCUGUGCUGCUCCGGUGGUCAGCGCGUGUGUGCGUCCCCGGUAAAAGGCAGACACGUCGGCGUGUCCUACCUAUUGCAGAGGACCGAUUGCGAUGUCUGUCAGCAAAACAAAAAAGAGAAAGAGAACCAUUUGAUGGAAGAAAAGAAAAAGAAAAGGCAAGAAGAAAAGAUAAAGAAGGACGCUGCUCAAAAAAAGGCUGCUGAACAGAAAACCAAAGUGCCAGAGCCAGCCAAGCCCAGCCCCGGCCCCCUCCACCACCACCACCCCACCACCAGUGUGACCCUACCCCUGGCCUCGCACUCCCCCUCCCUCUCCUCCUCCUCCUCCUCCUCCUCCUCCUCUGCUAGCACCAAUGGCAAGCGGGCCCCCCCCAGCACCAACCAGCAGACCCCACAACCGCAGCAGCCUCUGUCUUCUGGCCCCCGCUACCCGCCCCGCGAGGUCCCCCCGCGUUUCCGCCAGCAGGAGCACAAGCAGCUACUGAAGAGAGGCCAGCCGCUGCCCACCGGAGCCCUGGGUAGCCUGACCAUCGCCCCCCCCUCCUCCGACCCCACCCCCGGUGGCUCUGCUUCUUCCGCCUCGGCAGGCAAGCGCCAAACAGCCCUGCCUCUCCAGAGUGGUCUUUGUGCCCAGUAUGAAAAUCCCCAGUGGGGAGUCUUGCCACCAGCCAGCGACAGCAGCAGUAGUAGCUGGGAUCAAGUGAUCAUCGACAGGAGCGACACCGAGGCCUGGCCCUCCAUUGGCCUCAGCGUCGACAGCCGACCGGCGGAUCCUGCAGAAUGCGCGACGGCCGCUGACGGCGCCGAUCCAGAGACCAGCAGCAUUAUGAGCUUGGCCGCGGGGGCUACCAGCCAGCAGGCCCACUACCCCACCUCACUCAAAGCUAACGCAGCCAGCAUGAUGCAGUCCGGCGGCGGCCAGGGAGUCGGCGCCGUCGGCAGCCGAGGCUGGGGAUCCGGACCCAACUCGAUGAGCAACAACGAGGGCCCCAAAUCAGAAGGCCUUGUUCCUAAUAUGGGCCGUGGUGGAGGAGCGCCCGGUUGGAGCUCCCAGCCCAACUUUAACCUGAACCUGAAUCCCAACGCAAACCCCUCCGCCUGGCCUGUCCUGGGUCAAGAGGGUUCCGGAGGAGGGCCCAACCCCUCGUCACUGACUCCCAACGGCAGCCUGGGCAACGGGAGCCUGGGAGGGGAUGGGAACGGAGGCAGCGGCGGCAACUGGGGGGGCAUGAUGUGCUCUGAUGCCCCGUCGUCCAAUACAAAUGUGUCUUUCAGCGGCAUGGAACACCCCAACCUUAACACCGACGGACCAAACAGUCACCACAUGAAGCAGGGGGAACCCCUCAGCCCCAUUCAUGGCCUGCCUGGCUGGGGAGGCCAGUCCCCAACAGAGUCGUCCCAGCUCAACGGUGAGGCCACAAGCUCGGUCUGGGGCAACGGAGACACCAAGUCAUCCGUCGAACCUUCCUCCAAGGACUCUGGCUGGGACUCAGCCCCCUCCGGGGGUAUGUCUGGUUGGGGCCGCUCCGGCAGCGGAGGCGGUAACGGCGGUGGAGGAGGCUGGGGCGGGGACUGGGGCAAACCAUCCAGCGGUGGCGGAGAGGUCAAAGGAGGCUGGGAUUCCUCAGCUUCCACGGCUCAAGAGCAGGUGAGCUCCUGGGGCCAGCCGACCCCGGCCCCGGCUAGCGAGGGUAGCGGUAGCGGCGGAAGCGAGGGGCGCUCCCAUCGCAGGGAGAGGUCCGACAGUGCCGUCCGAGGCCCCCCCCCGCUUCCCCGGCAGGACCUGGACCCCCGAGUUCUCUGCAACACGGGCUGGGGUCAGACCCCUGUCCGCCAACACACCUCCUGGGAAAUGGAGGAGCAGCGUGCUGCUAACGAGAGGAAAACCAGCGAGAUGAUGGGCAGAGGUGGCGGGGACACCUGGGGGGGCUCCAACAGCCCCUCCUCCGGACCUCCACCAGACCCCCGGAACGGGGGCGCAAACCCCAAGCAGGUACCAUCUCAGAGGCCAGGCUCCGGUGGAAAGAGUGAGGGCCCAUCUGGUUGGGGGGGGCCCUCUCCCCCAUCCAGUCAAACUGGCUCCAGUUGGGGGGAGCAACCUGUCAACAAGGCCCCUAACGGAUCAAUCGGAGGCUGGGGGGAUCUCCCAGCGCAGGGCCCCAGCAACACAAACAACGGCCCCAAAAGUGGAGGUCAAUCCUGGGGUGUUGCUGAGGAGAAGACUUCUCCGACUUGGGACAGCGGCCCUGCCAAGGUCCAGCCGAACCAGUCCCAGAGCUGGGGCGAAGGCCCCAAAUCCUCCACCCAUGGCUGGGGCACUGGAAGCGGCGGCCGCGGCUCCAAUGGGUCCAACAGUUCUAACGGAGGGGAGUGGGGUGAACCAGCUGAGGGGAAGAAGAACGGAACCUCUAGCAGCAUGUGGGAAGGGGAAGGAGGUGGAAAUGCAGGAGGAUGGAAGGACAGCCCAAGAGGAGGUGGAGGAAAUGGAGGGGGAUGGGGAUCUAAACCUACAGCUGCUGUUGGUGGAGGCUGGGGCGAGAGCCAGAUCCAGCGCCCCAGUGGUCCAGCUCCCGGAUGGGGCUCCAAGCCCCAGGAAAGCCCCAGCGGUCCAGCUCCAGGUUGGGGCUCCAAGCCCCAGGAAAACCCCAGCGUUCCAGCACCCGGAUGGGGCUCCAAGCCCCAGGAAAGCCCCAGCGGUCCAGCUCCAGGAUGGGGCUCCAAGCCCCAGGAAAGCCCCAGCGGUCCAGCUCCAGGAUGGGGCUCCAAGCCCCAGGAAAGCCCCAGCGGUCCAGCUCCAGGAUGGGGCUCCAAGCCCCAGGAAAGCCCCAGCGGUCCAGCUCCAGGAUGGGGCUCCAAGCCCCAGGAAAGCCCAAGCGGUCCAGCUCCAGGAUGGGGCUCCAAGCCCCAGGAAAACCCCAGCGGUCCAGCUCCAGGAUGGGGCUCCAAGCCCCAGGAAAACCCCAGCGGCAAUAGUGUAUGUGGACCAGGUGGCUCCAGCAUGGGUUCUUGGGGUGGCCCUGCCACUGUGAAGCAGAGCUCCAGCACUGGUUGGGCCCCGGGGAGCUCCGGAGUUAAACCUGACCCAGGGAUGGAACCCACAGGCUGGGAAGAGCCCUCCCCUCCCUCAAUCCGCCGCAAGAUGGAGAUCGACGAUGGCACCUCCACUUGGGGUGACCCCAGCGCCUACAACAAGUCCGUUAAUAUGUGGGACCGCAACAACCCCACCGGUGGUAACGGUAACCAAGGCAACAACCCCAACCAGCCACCACCCAGCAAGACCAACGGAGGCAUGGUUGUCAACAACAACAACAACCACUCCUCCGUCGCCUCUAGCAACAACAACAAUCACCAUCAUGUUAACCACCACCACCCGCAUCACGGGCACCCCCCACCGCACGGCCAGCACCAUGGCAACAACAAUGGAUCGCCCAACACCCCUGCCCCGCACCAGGGUGGAGGACUCCAGGGCCGACCACAGAUGGCCAACCCAGGUUGGGGGGAGCUGCCCAGCGUCCAGCAGCCCAAGCCGGAGCCAGCCUGGGGGGAGCCCGCCGGCCCCACUCCUGCUGUGGACAACGGCACCUCGGCCUGGGGUAAACCCCCAGCCGUUCCUGGAGGCUGGGCCGAUGGAGGGCACGGGGGCCACGAGGCCAAUGGACCUUACGGCAGAGGCAACAAUGGACCCUCUGGCCCUGCACCCUGUAAGCCAGCCCCCAAAACUAUGCAAGAUGGCUGGGGAGGUGUUCGGGAAGAGGAGAUGGGCAUGUCUUCUGGCCAAUGGGACGCUGACGCUGGGGAUAUGUGGAACAGCCCUGCCUCCCAGGAGAGCAGCUCUUCCUGCAACUCGUGGAGCCAGCCGGCCAAGAAGUGCCCACCCAAGGGCAAGAUGGCGAACCAGCCAGAUGAAGCCUGGUUCAUGAACCGUCUCAUCAAGCAGCUCACUGACAUGGGCUUCCCGAGGGAUCCUGCCGAGGAGGCUCUGAAAAGCAACAACAUGAAUUUGGACCAGGCCAUGAGCGCUCUGUUGGAGAAGAAGACAGAUGUGGACAAGCGGGGCAUGGGCAUGUCGGACUACAACAACGGGAUGAAGUCAUUCAGUUGCCGGCCCCAGGGCCACUCCAAAGACCCCUCCUCAGACCGCAGCCCGUUCCUGGACAAGGAUGGUGGUCUGUCGGACGACGCCCCCCCCUCACCGUUUAUGCCUUCUCCUGUCAGCCUGAAGCUCCCCCUGGUGAACAACCUGCAACCUGGCCAGGGCUCCCCUGGGCUCAGCAUGCAAAACUUGAACAACAGACAGAUGCAGAGUGGAAUGUUUGGCAGUAGCGGAGCAGCACAAGCCCGGGUCAUGCAGCCUCCUCCUCCUCCUCAGCCGUCAGUGCCACCUCUCAGCUCCUCCCAGCCUAGUCUUCGCGCUCAAGUGCCUCAGUUUCUCUCCCCUCAGGUUCAAGCACAGCUCUUGCAGUUUGCCGCAAAAAACAUUGGUCUGAACCCUGCACUUUUAACCUCACCAAUUAACCCUCAACAAAUGACCCUGUUGUAUCAACUUCAGCAACUGCAAAUGGCGUACCAGCGUUUACAAAUCCAGCAGCAGAUGAUGCAGGCUCAGCGCAGCGUCUCCGGCCCGGUCAGACAACAGGAGCAGCAGGUUGCACGUACAAUCAAUAACAUGCAGCAGCAGAUCCAGCAGCACCAGCGCCAGCUGUACCAGGCCCUGCUAAUGAAGCAGCAGCCCCCCGGCUCCCACUCCUCCAGCCUGCACCCCGGCCAGGGCAAAUCAGUCCUGGACUCCUUCCCAGGCCACCCCCAGGCUCCGGGCCUCUCCGACCUGCACACCAAAGAGCCGCAGUCCUCUCCCAAUUCGUACAGCCCCUACCCGGUCUCUGGACUCAAUCCUAACAUGAAUGUAAACUGCAUGGAGGUGGGGGGUUUGUCCAUGAAGGAGCCUCCGCAGCCCCAGUCACGCCUCUCCCAGUGGACCCACCCCAACUCCAUGGACAGCCUCUCGUCAGGCUCCUCUCACAUGGAGGCCAACCUCAAUAAGCACGGUGCCAUUUCUGCUGCCUCCACCCUGGGACCCCCCGGGAAGCCCACCCAGAUGGAUGACUCCUACAGCCCCUACAGUAUCAUGAGUGGCUCAGAGUCACCCACCUCCCCUCUGGUUCCCCCCGACAGCUGGGGCCAGGGACCUGGCAAGAGCCCCAACGAUAAGAUCACCAACGGAACCAAUAUCAACUGGCCCCCUGAGUUUUGUCCAGGCGUACCCUGGAAGGGCCUGCAGAAUAUCGACCCCGAGAACGACCCCAACAUGACCCCGGGAAGUGUUCCCAGCGGUCCCACCAUCAACACCAACAUCCAGGACGUCAACCGAUACCUGCUCCGUGACCGCAGUGGAGGCUCCUCCCCUCCGUCACCGUGUCAGAACGGGGCUCCGCCCUCCACUGAGUGGCCCAUCCCUGGCUGCUACACCAGCCCUUUCAGUCUGUCCUCCCCGGAUGAGGAGAGCGCAGGUAAACUCUCAGACAUGAAGUCUACCUGGUCCCCGGGGCCGAUCUCGCACCCAUCCCAGGCCUCAUUGUCCCACGAACUGUGGAAGGUCCCCCAGGGGUCACGCAACACCACUGCCCCCUCCAGGCCCCCUCCGGGCCUCACCAACCCCACCAAGCCCUCCACCUGGGGAGGAAACUCCCUGGGCCUGGCCCAAGCCUGGAGCAGCUCCUACACGUCAGAGGGAACCACGUGGAGCACCGACAGCCCCAGCAGGACCAGUAGCUGGCUGGUCCUAAGGAACCUCACCCCCCAGAUCGACGGCUCCACCCUGCGGACGCUGUGCAUGCAGCACGGCCCACUCAUCACAUUCCACCUCAACCUGACCCAGGGGAACGCCGUGGUGCGCUACAGCUCCAAGGAGGAGGCCGCCAAGGCCCAGAAGUCCCUGCACAUGUGUGUGCUUGGCAACACCACAAUCCUGGCAGAGUUUGCUGGGGAGGACGAGGUGAACCGCUUCUUUGCACAAGGCCAACAGCAGCAGCAGCUCCCGCCCACCACCAGCUGGCAGCCCAACCCGGGCACCAAUCAGACACGCAUGGGUGGAGGAGGCGGAGCCUCGCAGCAGCACGCUGUUGGCCAUCACUGGAGCAGCGGUGGUGGUGGCCUGGGGGGAGGGGCCAAGACGGGCGGAGGAGGAGACCUCCUUUGGGGAGGCGUGCCCCAGUACUCCAACCUGUGGGGGCCUCCCAGCGGCGAUGAUAGUCGCGGAGUUAUUGGGAGCCCCACCCCUAUAAACACGCUGUUGCCAGGCGACCUUCUGAGUGGAGAGUCCAUGUAGGACAACACACUAACCAUGAGGAUGGAUGUUGUCUCACUGCUAUACCCGACAGUGGGGAAAAUGAUAUAGAAAUAAAAAUACAGAAAAAAAAAAGACAAUGAACAGGAGCAAAACCAAGCAAAUCAUGUGGCGAUAAUCAGUAUGAACAAACUGUGAAUCGUGUAACCGGAAGGCUGUGGGCACCGACCAGAGACUGCUGACCCCAAGCCCGUCGCUGUCUCAUUGUCUUUUUCUUCCUUUUCUUUUUAAAGGGGAUUUCAUUUUUAGUGUUUGAUCAACGUUGGAGGAAAACUUAACUAAAAUGCAGAAAAGACUCAAUGAAGUGAACCUUAAGUGUUUUUAAUUUUUUCCAUGAAUAUCGCUGACAUUCUGUGUGAUGUGUUUUUAAGGAGAAGCAAUCGAAGAAGCUGCCAUUUUGAAUCUUUCCUUUGCCCCCCAAACUCCAAAUUGAUACAAGAAAAUGACCAUUCCCAGCAUGUCGUGGCCAAUGAUGUGGUUGAAAUACCUUUUACUUGUUAUUUUAUCAUUUUAUUCUAAGCACUAAUAUUAGCCUUAAGUGCUCUACUCUGGCCCAGGUCCUUCAAUCUCAAGCCUUUUCUGUUUUGAAACUGAAGAAAAUGUAAUACGUUUAAAAACUUGCACAGUUCCCAUCUCUGAGCCAGCAAAUGGAACAGGACAAGUGUGAUAAACAAAGGUCGUAUUCACUAAUAAAACGGAAGCAAAUAGACCGAAACAAAGAAGGACUACCUGAACUUGGUCCAAAUAAGAUACGUUUUGUUUUCCGCUACAAACGGUUUUGCUACGGCGUGUACUAAUGAAUACGACCCCAAACUCACUCUGCAGUAUGAGGCCUGUCAACGCUGACCCAACCAAUCAUCAGUUAAAACCUUUUUUUGUAGUUUUUAUUCUGGUUGUAUGUUCUUGAAGGGAUUUACACUGCUGUUUUUGUUCUUAUUGUAUAUUCAGGCGCAUUUUUAUAAUAUCUAUCGCAACAUAAGCUGAGAGAAGAUUAUUACUUGUUGACAACCUAGGUGAGUUUGUGUUGUGUGUACCUAAUGAGUAUGUCUGAUGGCACCUAAUCAUUCAUGUCUGUGAGUUCAAAUUACCACUGCUCAGAACUACAACUUCAGCUAUUCUCACCGAACAGGACUACAGGUGCUUUUUGUCAAUUACUCAAAUUAUUCGUGUAUUCUGUCAGUGACCAUCUCGUCGUGGUCCAACAGUUUCUGGAAAACAACUUCACCUUGACGUGACCGUUAUAUUGUGCAAUAUAAGCCACAGACUCUUCUUCCGUCCACACUCAAGUCGAAACAGGAGCUGAUUCAUUUUGCUUUUUUUGUUGUUCUCGUUCACAAAAGAAUGGUUUUGUGUCGUUUAUCGAAGCGAAGAACUUGGGAAACUACGGCAACCUUACCUUUCUCAAAUCUUGGAUUCCCAUCGGAACUCCAUAAGUCUGUUGGUCUAACUGGCAGAGGAACAGCGUGGGUGGUUACUCUCUUAUACUGUUCUGAUACUGUACUUUGGCCCCAGGCGUCCUCGUACGUACAGUGAAUUGGGAUAAAUGGGAAGGCACCGUCAGAACACUUCCUCUCUGCUUUGCCACAGCCUAACCCAACAGAGACUCAAUUCAGAUGGUCUGUCUAGAGGGGCACCGGGCACCUGGCACAAUACCAAAUAAGAGGGGUUUCUCCUAAUGCAGUAGAUCUACUAUGAGUGUUCCUUGCAUUUGGUACUGUACAAAAACAUGAGACUGAGUAACCUUUUUUCUAUUUCAAGGGGUUUUAUCAUAGCACUUAUGAAGAGAGCAAACGCUUCAACUUGCAAUCCAAUAAAUCAGAAAAAUGGAGCAGCUUUAAAAAAAGGAAAAAAAAAAGAAGAAAAAAAGACUCAUGCUCUUUUUGUACUGUAUACUUGGAAAUAACUUGGCGUGGCGUUACAUUUGUUCUUUGGUUCAACGACUGGAACGGACUUGGAAAUGGUAGCAGGAUGAAGGGGAACUAAAAAAAAUUACAAAUAACUGAAACCUAUUUGUGUUGGACAAAAGAAAUCUGAAUGAUUUUUAAUUUUUUUUUUCUAAUUACAUUUUCUUUGAACUAUAUCAAAGUGAAUAUCACUGUUACUCCGAAAUGUUUAGCCUUUAUCUUGUCUGGAGGCGCUAGACAUGCAAUGUUACCUGUCUCCGGCCGGUGGUCGGUCCGAAUGGGGUUGGGGGCGGGCACGGUCCACUGAGUGCCUCUGCUGUGGUACCCAUGGCAAUGGUCGGUAGGCUACUCCUACUACAGCACUUAACUCCUGGACAGGCACCAAGCUCUCUCGUUGGACACCCUCGGCCCGGCAGGAAACCAUGCUCCCUCCGAGACUGGCCAAUCAGCAUGGAGCUAACGACCUCGCCAGCAGCACUCAACCUUGUCUCAACCAACCCUCUCCAUCUCACUUCUUCUUUCACACAAAGAUCACUUUAGCUGGAUGUCGAGGGACAGUCACAUUUCUGGAAUUUUGCCAGUGUCGAUAACGUUUAUUUCUCCCUUUUUAUGUUACUGAUGUAUUUUUUUUAUCUUGUUGAUUUAUUUUUGUCUAUAUGCAGCUGUCUUUUCAAGAUGGCUGCCUGAAACAAGCCCUUUCACUGUUCAUAUGCAGAAACACUUUGGUCAGAGGUGCCUCUGUAUGGUCGUCCUGUGUAUUGAAUGCAACCGAGGAUCAAUACUACAGACCGUUGUUGAUUGUUUAUUAUAUUGUUAUUAUUAGUUUGUAUCUUAACUGAUUGAUCGUUCAUUGCUUUGUUUGGACAGUAUUCUGUAGUACUUCCAGGUAGUACCUGGAGAAGUCUAAGUUAUAUGAAUACGGUCUCUCAGAUGGGUGUCUGUGCCCCCCCCCCCCCCCUGAACCUAGCUGCUUCACCUGGGCUUCACCAGGGCUGUCCCCUCUCGCCCCUCACACAGCUGCUACGCUAUAACCUCCUCCAGCCCCAGGCCUCUCCAAAUCGACCCCUGGGCCUCCACCUUGACCAGAUAUAAACAGACUACACCCAUCUGUUUCUAUGCAAAAAAUAAAUGAAAACAACGUAUGGUCGGAGGCCCUAACCAACCGGCCCAUCCUGACCAAUAGGAAUGAGCACUCCUAGAGCUUGACCCAACCACCAACCUGCUGCUGUAUGUAUCCUUCAGCAACAUGGCCGCUCCUGGUCCUUAUAGCUGGGCUUAAACCACAACACUGUCGUAUUCCAAACUGACACUCCCCACGCGGAGCUGUAGUACCACUGGAGGGCUGGCGUGGUAGGCCACUCUCUUUACUGUGCUGACGAAGACUGCUCUCCUCAGCUUGAUCUCAGGGUAGGAGGAGACAACAUUAAGAGAGAGGCAGCUCUCUAAAUACGGAUGUCCUUUGCUGUAGUGUGGGGAGAGCCAAUACAUACACUAACUGAAGGCCAGCUGUGCAGUAGUAUGCAAGCACAGCCUUAACAGCUGGAGAAAAGGCUAGGUAUUGGGAAUGGGAUAGUAAUGAACUCCCUUCCUGACUCUGGGCCUGCUGUAAUUAUAAAAGAAAAUGUAAAGGCCCAUUCAGCAUGUAUGAUGCCAAUGUUAUCCUAUGUGCCAAUACAGGAGUUAAAAAAGAAAAAUCCCCAAUGUUAUGCUAGAAGAGUAAGAGUACUCCUCGUUCCAGGUUGGAGGAUCUUUGUUAAUAAUCUUACAUGGAGGUGGGGGGGGGGAGAGACAGGAAGAACCAACAGACGGUGGGGGGCAACACAGCUCACCCUGAAACACUGAGAUGGUUUGGCUGGGUCUGAAAUGGCACCCUGUUCAUUAUUUUGUGUAUAAUGUAGGAAAAUGGGACGUCAUUUAGUACGCAGCGAAUCUUUGUGGGGAAUGGCCCGUUGAGGAGGAAAUCUUUAGUUUGGGGUUCCAAGUAUGCUACAGUGCACAGUCAGUUUGAUGGGGAAUCCCGGGUACAUAUUUUUUUAAACCAAAAAUUAAAAAAAUUAUUGCAUUUUAACAUCAUUUUUAAUAUGAAGUUUGACAGAAAAUCUUAAAAGAAAAAACCUUAAACUUUAAAAAGACAAAAAAAAAAAAUGAAUCUAUGAUAUGUUAAAACUAAAGCUCUGCACUUCUAGCUGAAACGUCUCCAGUCCAGCAACCUCUUAUCUUCCACCAUCCAGAGUGUAGAAUGCAGGCUGGGGUGCCUUUUUGUGGAUGCUGUAUUUAUUGUAUGUUUGUGUUUCCGCUUAAAGCGGGGCCCACAGAACUGUACAUUUCCACAGACCCAGAUGGCUUUGGGCCCAAUGUAUCAGCCCAACUCACUUGCCUCACUGCAUCUACGGUAGGCAACGAGAGGGGGCGCAAUUUAAGAGGUACAAAAAGUCUUUAAAAGAAACAAACAAAAACAGGAGAAGGCUACCUUUUGGGGCACCAUUCGGCGUCCUGCAGCACACUAGCAAAAAUCACGACUGCCUGUUUCUGUAACUGCCUUGAUCCAAGCUCAGACAGACCCAUUAGCCGGAUGGGGGCCUCCAAGCGUCCACUCAGUGUGGGGGGGACCCCCUGCUGCACCAGCACUGAGGGGCACCGCCGCAACGCUCUCUCCAGCUAUAGAUAGAUAUAUAUGGAUAUAUACGUACCAUGUGGUAGCACAUCCACCGACAGACAGAAAUCUCGGAUCACAACCUCUGAAACCUUUUGUUCUGUUUAAAAGGCUUCAAUACAAACUGAAGGUGAGCAAUAUGUAUUCCCCCCACGUGAUACAAAGAAAAGAGAACAGGUUUAGGGGUAAAACUUGAUGGAUCGAGGGUAGUGUCUUUCUGAUCUGGAGUUGGAUAUGCACGUUCUGGUUUAAUGAACUUGUUACAGUACCUUUAAGUGCUUGUACUGUAUGUGUAUUUGUCCUUCAAACAAAGUCUGAACAACCCAACCUGAACCACCUGUUUUUAAAUGCGUACUUUCCCAGUAGAGAAAAAAAUCAUUAAACAUAUCAAAACAAAAAUAUAAACACAAAUACUUGAAUCAAGGACCGCCAAUAACGUAAUGUGAAGUCUUUUGUAAAAAAAAUUAAAAAUAAAUAAAAAAAAGGUCUGAUCAGAGCUUUUUGAGGACGAGUUAUAAUGCGUUAAAAUAAAACCAAUAUAUAAAAACAUUGUGAAAAAAAUGCAAAAAUCAUCUUUGUGUGCUUGAAAGUCAAAAUGUGUGCAAGCAACUGUGUGCUUGGCGGGCCUCGGUCUGCUCUUAUCUUCCAUUCAGUAUGUUGUGUUGACCUUGUUGUCUGUACUUUCAUUGUUUUAUUUUUUGCUUGUCAUAAACUAUAAUCUGAUAGACAUGUUAUCUUCUAACGUUGCACUGAGUGUCUUCUACUCCUCACUCAGCUAAUCGUGGGAAAACGAGACUAAGUACUGAGGGGAGAUGUGACAAUUCAUGUGUAAAUGUUUACUCAAGGAUUUAAUGGAAAAGUUUUUUUUGGUUUUGUUUUAUCUGUAAAAUGUUUAUCUACCUUAUAGUGGCUUUUAUUGUGGAAUAAUCCAAAACAAGGGUUAUCAUUGAGUAUUGCACCAUUUUGUUCGGAUUUAACUAAAAUGAAGAAAAAAAAACAUUAAAAAAAAUCUUAAAACAAAAAGAAGAUAAAAAAAACUACUUAAGAAUUGUUGCCAUAGGUGGUGGUGGUAAUAGUAGUAGUAGUAGUAGUAGUAGUAAGUAGUAUCCGUAGUACUAGAUCCCUAUGUUAACUUUAUGGAGAAAUGGAAAGGGAUAACGUGAGGAGGUGAGUUUGUUACAAGACUCAUUUCAGAGGUGCCUAUCUUUUCUGUUUUUUAUUUUAUUUUUUGCAAAGCCACCCAUCGUUUACAAACAUUUCAUUUGUCUGAAGUUCAAGGAAAAAAGGAGUUUAUAACAGGAAUGUUGGAAAAGAAAAUAGACAAAUUCCAUCUUCCAUCAAAUGAAUAGCUAUGAACAUAAAAAAAACUUUGCAAAAUUAAGAUGUAUGCUACUUUCAGAACUCUGGGAUAAAUCAGUGUUGUGUCGUAUUUUAAGUUAUCUUUGAUGUCAACUGUGUAUUGAUUUGAUUUAUUAGAAUUUUGUCUUGUAAAAAGACGACGCAAAUUGCUCACUAUCUUGCACACUCAUAAAAAAUGUGGAUCUUGUCUCAGGAAGGCCAGAAUUUCCAGAGUACCAACUCCACCAUUUUCUUUUUUUUUCUUUUUAUGAAAGAAAGUUAAAAUACAAUAACUAUGAAGCAUAACUCAAAGCACUGAAGGUUAUGGAUUAUAAUAGAAUAUGAAAUACCAUUUGUUUCUAGAAAUCCGUAGCAGUUACAUAUUUACCAAAUAAAGGACUGAAAAUGAACUUUGAGACAAGUAGUGCUUUACAUGUAAAAUCUGUAGAAAUUGCUUUUCAUUUAAACAAAAGUGAACAAGGAUUUUUCUUGUCAUAAGGCAGUGAUAGGACAUUGCAGUUGUAUGUUUUACCUAUGUAUUUUUCUUUGAGGUUCCAUCCUGUAAAGUUCAGGAGCAUUGUGCAUUAUCCUGUUUUAUAUGUCUCUGUUCCUGGGGCAGGUAUUCAACAAGUUAUUCAAUUCUAAUGUCAAAUAGAUGGUUUUCAGGAAACAGAUUGAAGUGGACGAAAAAAGCUGGUUUUUAAAGGAUCAUGAUCUAUGCACAAGUGGGAGGGAGAGUCCAGGCCUGCAUUUCUCUUGGGACCCCAGGACAUGUACUCUGGGUUUCAGGGUUUGUUCUGGGGGUGUGUUUUUGUUGUGCUACAAAUUUGCUAUGUUCGAUUUCCUCCCCCUCUCCCUCAUCGUCAUUAUUAUUGUCAUCAUAUUAUUUGGCAAAACUUUGCAUUGCAUCGCCAUGCUGUGUAAUCCUUAACCAAUGAGCGCUUAUCCUUCUGCUAAAGCACUGUGGGUUAUACUGAGAGAAAGCCCAUGACUUUUAAGGCUGUCUGGUUUUUUGUAAGGGGAUGGGGGGAGGGGGUACAUUGCCUUUGCCUUUUUAUUUUAAAAACAUUAAAGAAAAAUGUCUGUACUGAAAUACAAAGUUGUGGCUUUUAAAUGUUGUUCUUUAUUUUUCCUCAUAGAAUGUGAUCGUUAAUGACAUGCACCGGAAAAAAAACAUGGUUCCUUGAGUUACGGAGUGUCUUUCAGACUAUAUUAAUAAAUUGCAAUUUUUCUUGGCUGUUAA
This is a messenger RNA of Esox lucius (northern pike), 13516 nucleotides long. It is a transcript of the gene tnrc6c2, whose product is annotated as trinucleotide repeat containing adaptor 6C2. Gene Ontology annotation, molecular function: protein binding; RNA binding. Gene Ontology annotation, cellular component: P-body; nucleoplasm. The record is from RefSeq and is a predicted model, not a curated record. The transcript is spliced from 21 exons. The coding region runs from base 1 to 6360 and encodes 2119 amino acids. Gene Ontology annotation, biological process: miRNA-mediated post-transcriptional gene silencing; positive regulation of nuclear-transcribed mRNA poly(A) tail shortening. NCBI's taxonomy places the organism in Eukaryota, Metazoa, Chordata, Actinopteri, Esociformes, Esocidae.